Molecule: messenger RNA, 1594 nt
Organism: Ochlerotatus camptorhynchus
Lineage: Eukaryota; Metazoa; Arthropoda; Insecta; Diptera; Culicidae
Exons: 6
Coding region: 14-1576 (520 amino acids)
Source: RefSeq, a predicted model, not a curated record
UUUAAAACGCAAAAUGGACUCGUCGGAAGAAGUUCUUUUUGAGGAAGUGGAAGAAGUAAAUGACGCGCUAGUCGAUUUAUUGCUGAGUUUUGAACUCUCGGAACAAGUUGUCAAUUGCUUUCUUGCAAAUCAAUACACCGUGGAAACGUUGAAAAUUGUCGAACGCAAGGAAAUCGAAGAAUUAAUACCACCGCCAUUUCUUGCUGAACGGACGAAGUGCAUAUAUGGAUUGAACGCUUGGAGAUACGGACAGGGAUUACCGUCGCUAUCGUCAAACCAAUCAUCGGACAGCACCGCGGCUUCAUCGCAGCUGGUAAAAAGAGUUUUUACAGCAGAAAAUCUUACUCGAGAACGUUGCAACGCAAAUUACUUGCUUAACGCGUCAUCAAAAGGUCGAGCCAUCCUUCAAAAAUACCAAACAUUUUUAUCAAGAGCUGAUAAGAGGACCAUCACUCACAUCGUUGUUGAUGAGUUCAAGGAUCGAUUUGGAAAAUUAACCCCAUCUGAGCUACGGGACAGAGCAUCCGAGCUAGGAAAGCAAUUUCCAGGAGAGCCAGAGGACGGAUGGUACCAGCCUACAUUCAUCAAAAACGGUGCGGGUCGAAAAAUCAAACUUCGAAAACAGGCUAAAGGACGACUAUACGACAGGAAUAUUAACUACAGAGAACCAAUUGAAGAUAAUCAGGAUGACUUGCAGCAACCGUCAACAUCCGGUGUGAAGCCUUUUGAAGCGGAGAAGAUAGUUUCGGAACAGCAAGCUUCAGAAUAUCAACAAACCAAAGCCUGGUUCGUACACAACCAAGACGAGUGGGAAGAAGUGAAGCAAAAGUGGAAAGCAACCAGCAGGCUAAGAUCGUUGGAACUUUCAAAAAAAUCCAGUUGGACCAGUUCCUCGAUCUUGGCUGAGUAUCCAACAUUGAGGAAUCAUCAAGGGUAUCAAUUAGUCCAGAUUGAUUUUUUGCAUAAGUUCCCAGCAAAGGAGACGCUUCUGUUCGAUCGUUGGUCAGCAUUUGUGGAAGGUAUUCGUUCGAUAUUGGAUAUUGAGGUAACAGAUGUUGAUGGAAAAUAUCUUCUGUCUUUGCUUGAUAGUGAGGAUUUAUCAUCAGAUACUCGCAAUUUCGUCAUCGUAUCAUUGUUGUCACAUAUUCUGCCAAGUCCUCAUCUAACUUGUUCUGGAAAACGACGGUGGAAACCAUCAAUCCUCGAAACACGUCAAAGUGUGGUGAUUCAUAUCAACGAUCUGUCGGAAUUGAACGAAACAGUUGGUGGACUAUUCGAUAGAAGUCGCGAGAGAGGGAUCGAGACAACUCCUUUUAUACUGGUUCACGGAGAUUUCAAGAACCCUGUUGGCUUUCUUGUGUGGAACAAUGUUGUUUCCUAUAAGCUACCCAAUUUUCUGAAGGCUCUUGACAUUUGCAUGAAAAUAUUCAAAGCAUACAAUAUUGAUCACCCGCGACACUCAUCAGCAGUAUGGGACUUGCUUUCUACAUUCCUGUUUGACUUUGAUCCUGUUAGCGACAAGGCUACUAUUUCUACACUGUGUGCAGCUAUACGAAAGAAUCGGUCAUCACAAUGAUGUUGUGCAUAGUAAAAC